Messenger RNA from Capsicum annuum, 1245 nucleotides. RefSeq lists its product as uncharacterized. The transcript has 7 exons. The coding region runs from base 1 to 1245 and encodes 414 amino acids. Lineage: Eukaryota; Viridiplantae; Streptophyta; Magnoliopsida; Solanales; Solanaceae. The record is from RefSeq and is a predicted model, not a curated record.
AUGUCUGUUUCUGUAGAUGAAGAUAUUCUAUUUCAUGAUCCAAAUAGGGGUGUACUUGAAAUGAAUGAACCUCUUAAUGAUGGUUUAUUUGAAGAGCAUCAUGAAAUUCAAGAUGGAUGUACAGAAGAAGAAUAUGAAACUGAGGAAACAGAGGAGGAGGAUGAAGAGGAAGAGUUUGAAGAAGACAUAGAUAAUAUGACUCGAGAUGGAUAUCGUACCAGCAAGUCCAUAGGCAGGAGUAAGGCUGCUAAUCAUGCAAAAAUUCCUUCUAUUCCAGCUCCAGUGACCGAACAGGAUGAUACAAGUUCCAUUCCGAUCAUGCCACCCGAUCAAACACCGAUCAUUCCUGAGAUAUCUCCUAUUUCACCUAACCAAAGUAGCCCAACAGGACAGAAUAUGAAUGCUCAAAGAAACACAGCAGCUGAGGCAAUAUCUAGUCAGAGAAAUGUAUCUGCUUCAGGAGAUUCUAGUCGUAACAAUAGCCCAGGCCUUAUUUUUUUUACUUUUUCAGGGUUGGAACCAUCUUCCAAAUGCUCCAGUUCCAUUACAUUGUCUUUCAAAAGUGAAGUUGAUCCUAAUGGGAUCAACUGGAAAGGUAUUUCACAAGAUGUCAAAGAUGGUUAUUUUGGAGAAUUUAAGAAGAAUUUCUAUUGGGAUGCUUCCGUUAGUGAAGUUCUGUCCGAGAUAAAUUCAAAGAAUCGUUGUGGUGGACAUGAAGUAGCUGCUGGGACACACACUGGUGGUUCUAUCACAGCUGGAGAGCACCGAAAAAAACUUGCUCUUAAAAUAGGUCGAGAUUCAACUCCAAGUGAGUUACAUUUGCACGUUCAUACACAUAAUCAUGAUGAAAAAUCUUUUGUUGGUGAGCGUUCCCGACUUCUACAUGAAAGGUAUGAAGAAAUUAUACGGAAAAAAGUACAAUGUAAAUCUGAAAUAGAUCAAUUGGAGACAUAUUAUGAAGCUAUGGGAGGAAAAAAGAAGAAAAGAUUGUUUGGUCUUGGAUCUGAAGCUACAAGUUACUUUGGUAAAAAAUUAUGUGCCUGCAAUGCUUCCACAUCAUCAGUACCACCUUCGAUUUCUUUACCGACAACAAAUAUGGAGGAGUUGGUGAAGCAAUUGAUUUCGGCCCUUACUACUCAUUUUCUUCCGAUAGUUAUUGAUCGUGUUGGUGGUACUAGGGUACAAGAUGGGGUCGUGCUUGAUCCUCCUCCUACUGAUGAUAAUGAUGACGACGUUGAUUCGUAG